CCUUCUCACCUCUCACACACAAAACAUUUCUUCCAUUUUCAGUUCCUCACAAUAUCCUCCCCUUCCUUCUUUCCAUAUACUCUUCAAAUCUCUCAAUCCAAAUUAAUUAACGAAUGGGUUUCCUGAUCCAAUCAUAUAAUAGCUCCUCAAUCUUCCAAGCCCAUCAAUCAUUUCAAAAAUAAUUUCUGGAAAUCAUCGGUUUUUCUUUGAAGAAAUCAUGAUGGCAACCAGAGGAUCUUCGAACACUGAAGUAGUGAUGAUGGAAGUUGAAGCAAACAAGCCGCAGGCGGGGAACGGAAUAGUGGUCGGAGGGUUGAGUCCGUUAAGCGAGACGAUUUGGAAGGAGAAAACGACGACGGAUAUGGUGGGAGAUGUGUCGGCGAAACUGGCGUGGAAGGAUCUGACGGUGAUGGUGACGUUGAGUAACGGCGAGACUCAAAAUGUGUUGGAAGGGCUAACGGGAUACGCCGAGCCGGGGACGUUUACGGCUCUCAUGGGUCCUUCCGGCUCCGGCAAGUCGACUUUGCUUGAUGCUCUUUCCAGCCGGCUUGCAACCAAUGCUUUCCUUUCUGGAAGUGUCUUCCUUAACGGCCGUAAAACAAAACUAUCCUUUGGCACUGCUGCUUAUGUAACACAAGAUGAUAACUUGAUUGGGACACUUACGGUUCGCGAAACCAUCUCGUAUUCGGCAAGACUACGUCUCCCCGAUAAGAUGCCAUGGUCUGACAAGCGUGCAUUGGUUGAAAGCACCAUCGUGGAAAUGGGGCUUCAAGAUUGUGCGGAUACAGUGAUCGGCAAUUGGCACUUGCGAGGUAUUAGCGGCGGUGAAAAACGGAGAGUCAGCAUUGCCCUCGAAAUCUUGAUGAGACCAAGAUUGCUUUUCCUUGACGAACCAACUAGCGGCCUUGAUAGUGCUUCGGCGUUCUUCGUUACUCAGACAUUAAGAGGUUUGUCUAGAGAUGGCAGGACUGUAAUCGCUUCAAUUCAUCAACCGAGCAGUGAAGUUUUCGAGCUAUUCGACCGUUUGUACUUGCUUUCCGGAGGAAAAACCGUUUAUUUUGGUCUUGCAUCUGAAGCUUAUGAGUUCUUCGCGCAUGCUGGUUUUCCUUGCCCGACGCUUAGAAACCCAUCGGAUCAUUUCUUGCGUUGCAUCAAUUCCGAUUUUGACAAAGUGAAGGCCACUUUGAAAGGAUCCAUGAAACUUCGGUUUGAAGCGAGUGAUGAUCCUUUGGAGAAGGUAACCACCGUUGAAGCUAUCCGAGCUCUUACGGAUUACUAUCGAACCUCUCAGUAUUGUUAUGCAGCUAACGAGAAAGUACAGGAGAUGUCGAAAAUUAAAGGAACGGUGUUGGAUUCAGGCGGCAGUCAGGCGAGUUUCUUUAUGCAAUCAUUUAUGUUAACGAAACGAUCGUUCAUCAACAUGUCGAGGGACUUCGGUUACUAUUGGUUAAGGCUCGUAAUAUAUGUUUUGGUCACCGUCUGCAUUGGAACCAUUUAUUUGAAUGUCGGGACGGGCUACAAUUCAAUUCUGGCAAGAGGAGCGUGUGCCUCGUUCGUGUUUGGUUUUGUGACAUUCAUGUCGAUCGGAGGGUUUCCUUCAUUCGUGGAAGACAUGAAGGUGUUUCAAAGAGAACGAUUGAAUGGUCACUAUGGUGUGACCGCGUUCGUGAUCAGCAACACGAUAUCCGCGAUGCCAUUUCUGAUUUUGAUCACGUUCAUCUCCGGAACAAUCUGCUAUUUUAUGGUUCGAUUGCACCCUGGAUUUAUGCACUAUUUGUUCUUUGUGUUGUGCCUAUAUGCAAGUGUAACCGUGGUCGAAAGUCUCAUGAUGGCCAUCGCUAGUGUCGUUCCCAACUUCCUCAUGGGCAUCAUCAUCGGGGCCGGAAUUCAGGGUAUAUUCAUGUUGGUAUCGGGCUAUUUCCGACUCCCUAACGAUAUCCCAAAACCUGUCUGGCGUUAUCCCAUGUCGUAUAUUAGUUUCCACUUCUGGGCUCUCCAGGGGCAAUACCAAAACGACUUGAACGGGUUGAUGUUUGACAACCAGACGCCCGAUCUACCGAAGAUCCCCGGGGAAUAUAUUCUUGAGUACGUGUUCCAGAUCACCAUAACGAGAUCAAAAUGGAUCGAUCUUAGUGUUAUUUUCAGCAUGAUCAUAAUCUACCGGAUCAUCUUCUUCUUAAUGAUCAAGAUCAACGAGGAUUUGACGCCUUGGAUCCGAGGCUAUUUGGCGAGAAAUCGGAUGAAGCAGAACGGAGUAGGUCAGAACACGACCGUGGCUCCAUAUGGUCUCACUCAAUCCCCAUCAUUGAGGACGUAUGUGGCGGAUCAUCGGAAGAGAUAAACUGAUCAGUAGACAAUGAUCGAUAAGUUUGUAGGUGCAUCGAAUGCUAUCGUGUUUGCAAUAUUAAGUAGAACAAAUUGAUCAUAUUUACGCCUGUAUAUCUAUGAGGAAUUCAAGCAUUCGUUACUCGUCCAUCCUAAUCUCUUUCUUCACCAAUCUCGGUCACGGACUAGGUUUCGAAUUCGAAUUGUAUCCAAAAUCAAAACUUAAAGAGCUUGUUUAAUAUAUAUGUAUACAUUAUAUUGUCAAGUGAAAAAGGGCAAA
Cynara cardunculus var. scolymus (artichoke) is the source of this 2605-nucleotide messenger RNA. Its product is annotated as ABC transporter G family member 11. Gene Ontology annotation, molecular function: ABC-type transporter activity; ATP binding; ATP hydrolysis activity. Lineage: Eukaryota; Viridiplantae; Streptophyta; Magnoliopsida; Asterales; Asteraceae. Gene Ontology annotation, cellular component: membrane. The record is from RefSeq and is a predicted model, not a curated record. Bases 218 to 2341 code for a protein of 707 amino acids. The transcript has 9 exons.